Molecule: messenger RNA, 18172 nt
Organism: Acanthoscelides obtectus
Lineage: Eukaryota; Metazoa; Arthropoda; Insecta; Coleoptera; Chrysomelidae
Source: the annotation of a GenBank genome assembly
AAACGUCGCCCAGGCUCUCAUCGCGUCGCUUAGCCUCAGUGGACGUGUGCCUUUUUCAGAGACUCAAAACCGUUAUAAAAGAUGCAGUGAACGAAACUAUGGAUCAUGGAAAAAAGAGCAUCCAUGCUUCCUGUACCAUCGUCGAAUGCAUUUAGCGAAACAGGCCAAAUACAAAACUUUAUAUCGGGUUACUCUCGCUGCGCGUUGUUAUUAGUGUUCCCACAUUUACACAAUUCCAAAUCACUCUGCAACUGAAAACGCUUCCAGCGGUGUAAGUUAAUUCCUUGCUGUCGCUUGGAAACUGAAGUCACCGAAGAUAGCAGACAUAUUAAAACUGCGCUUUGAGUGUAUUCGGUGCCAAACGAAAUUGGAAAGUGUAAACGAUGUGACCAAGCUUACAGUCGAGCGGAUUCCCAGAGAGUGCUGUUCCGGCCAUCAAAUCACAUGUCGGUGGCUGCCGCUGGUAGUGGAGGACCCUCGCAGUUCCAAGACCAUAAAAUGCAACAAUUGAAGAGAAUGGGCGUGGGUUCCAGCGAAGAAGAUGGACUCCAUACAGUAACAGAUCUUCAGGCGAACAACCUGAAGAUGCCCGGCGAGAAAAAAGGUAUCCUGAAAAAGCAAGAUUUCAACGUUAUUGGUUGGGUGGACAACAUGAGAGGAGAAGGUGUUUCAUCGGCUGCGGCUGACGAGAUCAUGACCCAAGCUGAGGAAAGUAUAGCGCAGCUGAUGGCCGGUCCAGGGGCUCAGGAAGUGGAACGCACACUGAAGACCCUGAACGGCUAUCACGAAGACAUCGUCAAGGCGUUGCGAGUGGCAGCUUCGCACAGGGGCUCGGCAACGCCAUCUGGUGUCAGCAGUACAGCUGGCCUCAGCGAAGAGCUCCUUCGAAGGAGUAUAGCUCAAUGUGCUGCCGGAGAUGGGUAUCCGGAGUACAAAAGAAGUAGUAGUAAGGAAAAUGUUUGUGAGCAACAGGUGGUGAUAGAACACGUGGAAGAAGACGAAGAUGAAGUACCACCAUGUGGUCCCAUUCGUAUACGUAAUCUAGAAGAUCUCAUUAGACAAUUAGAACACCAUUCGCGGCAUAUGAGUCCGAGCGGUUCCGAAGAUAUUCGAAUGUCAGAGACUGAAGCUGAUCGACAUUAUCGACAGGAAUCCUCAUCUGCGUGCAGCGAGAGUUCGCACCAGUCGCAUCACCGCGAGUCGCGGUUCGUGUACGGCGGCAGUGGGCGGUACCGAUCGGGAGCGGGCGACGGGAGCGGCGGGAGCAGAGGGAGCGGUCGGCUGCCCAUGGGGUACCAUCCCGCCUCCCACCAUGUCGUCCAGGACGAGGAGAGCAUCUACGAGACUGCCGAUCACGAUCGGGGCGAACCUUGUGGUGACACGCCCGACAGCGAAAGUGACGACUUCAUCCAAGCGCAACAGCAGCUGUCACGUUGGGCGAGUGAUGACGGCGUUAGCGUGGCAGGUGCCAGCGGCAGUGGGGGUCCGUCCUCAGGGAAUGCUGGCGGCGCAGUACCUCGCGAGUACUACCCCUCCCCCAGUAGCAGUACCAGCGAAGAACCGCCCAGUAUCGCACGUGCCCCCCACCAAAUGCCUCCCGGCCCCCCGCCUUCCGUCGCGCAUCCUGAUCACGCUACUAUUCAUAGGCCCAAACGGUAUCCGGAGUACAAACACUGAUAGUGACUGAACGGCGAGGCGGCCCACGCACCUACCGGGGGCCAAUGGGCGGUCACCGUCGACGAUUUGUGGGCGGCGUUCGACCUGGGCGACCACCUGCCUGCUUUCCGCCGCGCAUCCUACCCCCAGUACACGAAGUCUAUCUGGGGAAGCCACUGGGCGGCGCUAAGUGUCCUCAGGAGCAGCGCUAAGCGGAAGUGGGCGUCAUCACCGAGUGAUCGCCCCGCCCCGUCCGGGUACGUGCGCACGCGCUGGCUCCACCCACUCUGCGGGCGGCCUCUGUCGUUGCCGACUAAGAAAAACGGCGAUAAUGAGUUACGGGCGAGUGCUCGGUCAGUCCGCGGUCGCCAGAAGGUUAUCUAGAAUGUAUACGGCUGGUUUGCUUCAACGAUCUAUUUGAGAUUAAAUUAGAAAAGCUUUUAGAAGCAACGAGAAUACACGGUAUUUGACGGAUCGUCUGGACGUGACAAUAACCUAGUCCAAGACACUUUUGAAUUCUCUUUUCAUUGGGUGAAACAUGCCGUACUAUGUGAAAAUUUGAAAUUCAAGCCAUCUUACCUAUGUUCAAAGUAAGUAGCAAUAAAUAGCUUUCUUAUUAUUGAGUAGCAAAAUUAAAUUAUGUUUUAGCUGCCAAUAUAAAAAUCCAUUCAAAAGGAGAACGGAUAUUUUGGUACACAAAUAAAUAACAAUAUACCGUUGGAUAGGUCUUGUCAAAAAGAAAAAGGUAAAAAGUGCGAAUUGAAUUUUAGGUGAUAACCCGGAUUUUACCAGUGCAUUUUUCGGCUCAGCUUUUUUUCACUCCUACCCAUUUCCAAGAUACAAAAUAUUCCUUGGUAAUUAGAGUUAUUCUAAAAAGUAUUUACUUAUUGAGGAAAAAACUUGUUUGUGUACAAGACAUUCCCAAAAGUUAUUUUUUAUGGAAUAUCUUGGUGACUACUAGUCCAAUUUCAACGAACGUUUAACGAUCACCAGUGAUUCAUGGUGGGCUCAACUAGGUUUAAUUAAAUUUUAGUUAGUCCUUCUGGGGGCGCUAUUAAUUUUUGAAUUAUUAUCGGAGUAAUUUCGAAAAUCUUGAGAUACGCCAUUGAUAUUUCAUAAAUUUGAUACCUCCAUUCAAUUUUGUCAAAAAAAAAUCACAUCAAUUUUUCAUUCGGUACGAUUUUUGAAAACGAACUCUAUACGCAAGAUCUGCAUUAAACGUGCAUUUUAUGUUGUCCAAUGAAUCGACGGAACGCAAUUCAUGAAAGACCACUUGCGUGCAACACAAACAAAUCCGAAAAGCCAAGGUUUCUUUCGAGGUGGCGAUGCUCCAAAUGGACAACGAAUUUGAAAAAAAAACUAUAUUUCUCAUUUACAUGAAAUGGACUGUUAAUGAUUUACGAGGGUGGUCAGAAAAGUUUCCGACUUAACAGAGAUACAAGACAUUUUUUCUAUUUUUUUAUUUUUCAACAUAGUCUCCUAUAUAUAAUUGUUCACGAAGGUGACUGCCUCUUCAUUUGACGAAAAUAUCUGUCCUCCGAGCGCAAUUUUUAGAUGAGGGAACAAGAAAAAGUCGCUUGGGGCUAGAUCUGGUGAGUAAGGCGGAUGGUCAUGCAGUUCAAAUAGUAAUUCGUGGAUUUUCGCCAUGGCAACCGCUGAGGAGUGAGAUGGUGCGUGGUCUUAGUGAAACAGGAUUUUCUUUUUCCGCAAGCUCUGCCUACCUGUAAUGAUUUUUCCUUUUCGAAGAUAAUCGAUUAAAACUCCAUGACUAUCCCAAAAAACAGUCGCCAUCACUUUCCAAGCCGGAAAAACAGUGUUUGCUUUCUUUUGGAGCCGGUGCCCCCUUUGCAGUCCAGUGUUUGGACUGUAUUUUUGUUUCGGGCGUAUAAUUGUGUCCAAGUUUCAUUGGAACACGUUUUUGGUGGUUGAACGUGAGCAAACGUGGCACCCAACGCGCGGACAGCUUUCUCAUGCCUAAAUGUUGAUUUAAUAUUUGACAAACACGUUCAUUUCACAUGUUGGUGAACUUUGACGAUGUUUUCGUCGAUACUUGCACUUUUUGGACGUACCGAACGUUCAUCGUCUCCCAAGCUGUUUCGGCCACGUUUGAAUUCAGCUGCCUAAAAUUUCACUGUGGUAAAUGAUGCUGCAGGCUCCCCAUACUCAGAAUUCAACACAUCUUAUUGCGUAUUGCCUUUCAAAAACAAAUAUUUAAUGACAUCUCGAUACUCGAUUUUGUCCACAUUCACAUCCACUCACCCAAACGAAUGUUACAUAACAACUGCACGUCCAAAAUGGCUGAAACCUUAGUGACUAACUGUCAACAGAUGAAGAACGAAGUUCGCUAGCUUUUAUUUACUUGUGCUGCCAUCUUCACGUCGAGGUCGGAAACUAUUCAGACAACCCUCGUAUAUCUAUUUGUUGGGGUAUCAAAAACCAUUCUUCCUUGAACUGUCAAGCAUUAUUGCCAAGCAAGAUAUAAUUUUUAUUGAAGUGACAAUUUGUCUCAUAUAAAAGGAUAUACAUUACUAAUAGAGUUGUUGACACAAACCAGCUUAACGAAAUCAAAAGGGUAGUUUGUAAAUAGAAACUUUUCACAUAAGUAAUUGAUUAGACCAAAGACUAAAUAAAUAAUUUCUAUACAUGUCAUUUUUUCCGAAUAACUCAUAAUUUACUUAAAUGCCUUUAGGGAGUCUCCUGAAAGAUCUAACCGUAUAUUCGAUGAUAAGAAACAGUUUACCAUAGAAUAGUUGUUUAGAUGGAGGAUUUGCUAAAGGUAUCGUUUAUAUACAUAAGUGAAUUGGGGAGAUUGUUAUUGUUUCCUGACAGAGUUAUGAGAGUUGAGGAUCGAGCAGCAAAUAUAUGUACCAUUUUUGUCAGCAAAAAACUUGCCGAUUUUCUCAGUGAAAGUCAAAAUUCCCGACAGCCGCCACCUCAUGGUACAUUGCUGUUUGAUCCUCGCUCCGGUAAGGAAAAGCAUGACUGUACGUAAGUGACCGAGUGCUCAAUACGUCUCAUCUAGAAAAUUAUAGAAUUUAACAAAAUAAAAAAUUAUCGUCAACGAUUUCGAACGAAUAGAUUUUUGUACAUAACAUUAGGAUGUUUCAAUAUAAUUAAACUGUUGAUCAACUGGUAAGAAUAAUAGUUUUAUUAUUAUUAUUAUUUAACUAAACAUCUUGAAUUAGUUCGCAUGCAAUGAUGUUCAGUGCUUUUCAAAAAGCCCACUUAUUUUUUGAAGCACCCUGAAAUUCGGGACGAUAAGACUAACUAAAACUGAAAGUUGAAAAUUUCAAUAUGGUGGUUAGACGUAACCAUUUUUGAAUGGAAUGGGGGUCCUGUUAUACCUCAUUUUUAACCUCCUCACGAGUACCUUGUCACUCUAGAAUUUAGAUCUCUAUUUUUCAGAAAGGCGGACUGACAAGCUGCCAAAGUCGGGCGUUUCUAUACGUUGAACCGCACGGGUAUUACGUAUCUCGAAAAGUGACAUUGUCGUUUUUUGACAUAGCGUAGGUUUUUUUUUAACACAGCGUAGGUUUUUCUACAAGAUGUUAACUUAGAACUAGCUGAUGGACGCUUGUUGUGAGCUCUUUUUGUAGUUGUACGUGUUGCCUAAACGUCAUGAUGCUUCAGUUAUCCAUGUUUGGCUCUGAAGAGUGAUGUAGCAUCAAAAAAUGGCAUUGUUGGAGGUCUAAGGAAUAAGUUGUAUAUUAUAGCUGGAAGCUAAUAAGCUAAUAAUCUGUUUGAUGAUAAUUGCAUUGGUUUCUUGUCUCAAGCAAACUUACUUGGGAUUCAAAGCUACAGGGUGGCCCAUAAGUCCUUUGAGCUGGAAAAAAAGGAAUAAAACCAAACUAGUUACAUUAUGAAGAAUUAUUAUAUUUUGUUAUCAUCUUUAUUGAAUGGGAAUUAUGUUUUAAAAAUCACAUCGUCUAAAGGCAAUCUAUUACGAUCACGGCACUCAUAUAAACGACGUCUAAAAUUGUCGAUGACUGCGCGGCAAGUGAACACUGUAAUGCUUGCCAUUUCUCUUCGGAUAUUUUCUUUCAGGACAUCAACUGAUCGCGGAGUGGUGUCGUAUACUUUACUCUUGAGGUAGCCCCAUAAAAAGAAGUCCAUUGGGGUCAAAUCUGGACUACGUGGUGGCCAGGAAAUGUCUCCUCUUCGAGAAAUUACUUUGCUGGGAAAAAGUUGACAGACGACGGGCAUAGAAGUGUUGGAGGUGUGGGCAGUUGCUCCGUCCUGUUGAAACCAGGUCUGCGUAUUAUAGCCUGGAAAAUUCUGCAACGCUGGUGUCAAAAACUCUUCUAUCAUUGCUACAUACCGCUCCGAAGUAACAGUUAAUGCGCGACCUCUGUCGUCCUCAAAAAAAUAAGGGCCUACGAUGCCAUGCGCUGACAUAGCAGCCCAAACUGUAACUUUAGGGCUGUGUAAGGGCUUCUGAUGCUUACGCCUUGGAUUUUCGGGGCUCCAAUAACGGCAAUUUUGUUUAUUUACAUGCCCGUUUAAAUGGAAGUAAGCCUCGUCCGAGAACAACACAUUAUUGAGCGAAGAAAAUCGAUUCAACAUUUCAUUCGCAAAGUUUAGUCUCUGAAUAGCGUCAUUAUCUUUUAAUUCCUGCACUAACUGAAUUUUGUAAGCGUGCAGACGUAAGUCUUUCCUUAAAAUCCGCUGUAAAGAUGUUCUGGGUACGUUUAGUGCACUGGAACGCUUACGAGUAGACUGGGUAGGAUUUUGACGAACAGACUGUGCCACAAUGUUGAUGUUUUCUUCAAUACGAGUUGUCCUUGGUCGACCCCACCGCUGUUUAUCUAACGUCGAACCAGUCUCUUCGAACUUAGCAACCCAGUUCUUAAUCGUUUGAGCUGUUGGACACUUUGUAAAAUUGUGUAAAUUGUGGUAUUCUCGAUAUUUACGCCGCGCAAUGGUUUCCGAAUCAUUAUUUUGAUAAAACGCGCGCACACAAAAAGCACGAUCCGCUACAGUGAAACACUCCAUGGCGACUGAAUUCCAAGACACUGAAGAUACUGCCCCCACCUCGCCCGCGCCGCUCACGCUCACCCGUUAAAUUUUAUUCAAAUUUGAAAUUUCAAAGGACUUAUGGACCACCCUGUAUAAUUUUUUCGUAUUCAUUCUGGAAAUUACAUAUGCAAAUGUGCUGAAUUUCAAAAGUGAGAGAUUUAAGAAAAGAAAAUUCCUGGUUGGUGAAGUACCAGGUGAUAAAAUAUGCUGCAGACAGGAAUAUUUAUGAAAGUAAAAACGUUAUUACAUUAUUUUUAUUUCCAGUCAUUUAAAUUUUAUAGAAAUUUAUUUUGCGAUGUCAAUAGAAAAUACGAAUCAACGCCUAGAUGUGAGGCACUGCGAAAAUGUAUCCAGUGUGAUACGUCAUUCCUAGUUUUUCUGUUGUGAUGUGGCUUAAUUGCACUCAGCGCGGGCGCCGUGGCGAUUUCCCGUAAUGCUCCUAAAGGUUUUUGAGAAUACAAAAAAACGGGAAAAGUCGUAAUUUAUAACUUUGAACAUAACCUGUCUUCAGAAAGCACAACAUAUAAAUAACCCGUCGGGCACACCUAAUAGAUGUACGUCAUCGGCAGCAUAUUCAGUAAUAAUUUUCCCACUUAGCAGAUAUCACGGAUUUUAUACACAUGCAGACCAAUACACAUAAUCAUCCAGGUGCGAUCUUGGUACUCAACCAACUUUCUUUCUUUCACAGUUUCUCAGAGAUAAACACUACAGACUACUCGGCUUCACAAAACAUAUACUUAAUUUCUGCAACCAACAAUGAGUGUAGUUGAGUCAUUCCUUCCUAGAUGGACCCCACAGCGAUCAUAGCGAGCAAACGUGGAAUGAACUAUUUGCACCCUGAACACUACCUAGUUUGCAAGAUGACAUUUCUUUGUUUUUUUACGUUUUAUAGAUUUUUUACAUAAUAACCGUGUCUCUUAGCUAACACAACAAUCAAUGGUCAAAACGCUUGUAUAUUGUAUCAAUAAUAUUUUGAAAGAAUUAAAAGAUUAUCUCAAUAUAUGCCAUUUCAUUCUAAAACUCAGCUCCCAUAUUUUAUUAGACGUUCAGGUAGACUAAAAGAAGAAUAUGGAAGUAUACAACAUAUUAAAAGUUUUUGAUUAAUAAUUGGUUGUAGAGUUAUACGCUAUUCAAAAACACUCAACUUUGACAGCCCGCCAGUUCGCCAUUUGGAAGAUAGUGAAUUUAUGCCCUAGGAUUAUAAAGUACGGAUUGAUAGGCAGAUUCAAUAUGGAGUAUUGCAUGACCCAUUCUAUUUAAAAAAAUGUUCCAAGAUAACGCCCAGGCGCCAUCUUGAAAUUUCCCAGUGUUAUUUUUACGUUAAUAGCAAAAAUCUAAGCAAGCUAACUUAUUCAAAGAAUAACAAGGAGUAACCUUUUUGAAAAGCACUGUAUGUAUGUGAAAUAGAGACAGGAAAAAACACUCCUGAUAUAAAGAACCCUGAAACGUUUAUUUACUGGCCACAAGCUGAUUAUGUAUUGUAACGGUCAUAGUUUCCGAAAAUCCUGCUAAUUUAUUAUCAAACCAGUUGAUGCGACAGCGCUUCACACUCGAAAUUGUUACACGUCGUAAUAAUAGGUGGUUCUCAAUACUAAAUGUAAUCGAACCUCGCCCUACCGAUUUCUACAGGGUGGCGCAGAUUGCAUGGAAUAAUAAUUCAAUGGUUGUGAUAGAACAUAGACAAGUGAAGGGAAACGAUUUUGAUCACAAAGACCACGGAAAGAACAUCUGGCAAAAAAUAAUAAUACAGCAAAAGAUUUGAUGUGGAUUCAUUCAACAUAUCUACUAGAGCUUCGAGGUACAGUUAAACUACAAAAUAAUUAUUCACAUUAGUUGCAUUUUACAUAUGGUUUCAAGAUGAGCACUUUUUCAAUGCCAGGAAUAGUGAGAUGUUCUAAGCAAAUGUUAUACGGGCUUAACUCUAUCGUUCAGAAUCCUAUAGUACGUGUAGGAUGUCGAGUUAACAGCUGCACAACUACUACUCCCUGCAAUCUAGCUAUCCUAAAAGUGUGCUCGCGAAGUGGUGCAUAGAACAUAACGAUUGUUAAGUGUUUCUAAGUGGUGAUCUACGGUCACAAUCAACGAGGCCGUAAACUGUGUAUUGUUUGUUGACUCGUUUAGAAACAAUUCAAUGUUCGCGGUCCGUCAAACGUGAGACCUACGGUCGACGAUUUGCUAUGGUGAUAUUUGACAGCUGGCGUCACUUGAAGAAUCUUUUGUCAUCUCAUAUGUGGCUGAGACGAGUCUAUUUCCUCCAUCUUGCGAGAGUUUUCAUACGGCUCUAGGAGAUAUUUAACUUAGUAGGUAGCAAGGUUUGAACCCCAGGGAUAGUCAAAAUCAAUACGAUUUUAAUAAUCAAGGUCAAAUGACGUGUGCUUGUCAAAUAAUGACCUUUGGUCACGACGUCCGUGUGCCUGACUGUGAUACACGCGAAUGAUCCUGUCAGUUGUCGAUCGUGGAUGAAGUAAUGUCAUUCUUACAGAGAUUCAAGCAAUAUGUUUUGAAACAGAUUGUCGAGAACUUGUAUAUGUUGUUUAAAACUUAAACUACCAACCAAAACCUCUCUAGAUUAGUCUGUCUGUUAUGACACGAAAUAUCCACGACUGACAAUGACAUUCCAUGUGCCAUAAAAGGCCAUGCAUAAUUCUAAAUUCGUGUUGUACGAUUUUGCCUUAGUUACUGGACACUUCGUCUCCCAAACAUUGCGAUAUGUUUAUAGUGUUUGAGUCCCUUCUGUUACGAUAACGUUUAAUCUUAUAAUGCAAAAUUCUUCAAAUGAGUAUUUCCAGAUAACUGGAGGAAAGACAAUAUCGUAGAGAAACAUCAGAAGAGCAUAGCAGCAUUAACCGAUAUUUUAUUGCUCAACAGAACAUUUCCUAAAACAAGAGAGUUAGUAAGGUUAUUCAAAUUUCAUAACACAGGAUCAUUCACUAGUCGUGACCAAAAAUGAAACAUCAUACAAAGGACCGCAUUUUAAGGGAGUCUUCUAUGUAAAAAUUUUUCCUCGAGGGCAAAAUAUAUUCAAAAGCUUUAACUGGAAUGAACUAAAACUUGGUAUGUGGAUUUACCAAAGUAUUGUCCACAUUCAAAAAAAAGUCUCUAUUAACGUGCACCAGUGGAUUAAUGACAUUAUUUUUCCAAGUAAAAAUAGUGUGCCUCUGUUUUUUUCGAAACGCACAAUUUUUCGAAUUUUACGUUUAAUUUGCUACAAGUAAUUACUCUUGUAUUUUUUCCUAGAGUGCAAUGUUUUCGUAAAAAUGAAAAAACAAUUUAGAUAAUCAAAGCUUUAUUUCAAUAAAUUAAUCUUCAAACAGAUCACCAUUCUGACGGAUACAAGUGCGGCAUCUUUUUAAUAAAGAAAAACGUAUUUCCGAAAAAUUUGUUGUGGCUUGAAUUUGAUGAGACGCAUUAUCUAUGCUUUCUUGUAACUGAUCAACGGUAUUAAUUUAUUCAGCAUACACUAGUUGUUUAAAAGUGUCCUGCAAGAAAAAAUUCUAUAGGGUUCAAAUCAGAAGUCCUCGCAGGAGAAUGUACGGGUCCGUUUCUUCCAAUCCAUCGUUGUCUAAAAUGAUUAUUUAACCAUGCGGUUAUGUCACGACGAAUUAUGUAACGGAACAUCAUGUAACACAUUUUCUAUGUGAAGUUCUAGAAAGCUAAGGAUGAGUUUGCAUUUAAACGUUGUGGCAAUACGUGCACAACAGUUGGCCAUUGAAACUGCCACACCAGAUAUUUCUUAAAAAUCUGUGUUGAAACGAAUGGAUUCUUGCAGAAGGGGGAUUUUCUAACGACCAAAUAAUUAUGUUCAUUAUGAAAAUUAAAGGUUCCACCCCUCGUAAAAAGCGAUUCAUCUGAGCACAAAAUCAAAGUAAUAAAAUCUGCAUUUUGAUUAUGCAUAUGCAGUAACCACUCACAAAAAUUUCGCACUUGCACUUCGUCGCCGGCUUGCAGGAUGUAAAACUUCCCGUUUUAAAGUUCUCCACGCAAGAAUUUGGAAACAUGGUAACUGGGCUGCCAUCCACCUAGUACUUGUACUAGGAUCAUCCAACGCCAAAUUAAUCACUUCCAGUUACUCUUAAACAGUAUGCCGGACACCAUGGCCUCUAACUCCGGAAGUUUGGCAAUUCCAUAUUGCGAAGUCUUAGAAAUGAACGCGUACAAAUAUUUGGGGUAGGUUGGCGUCGGUUAGGAAAUCUACGGUGAUAGUCCCGAGAAGCCGCUAGAACAUUUCCAUUACAGAACCCGUACACAAAAAUACUCUCGGCGUACUCAUCAUUGCUAAAUUCCGUUUCACAACGCUCAGAAAUGGAAAAAGAAACUUUUGACUUUUACAAAAAAAUGGUUGUAGUAACGAUAACAACCCUAUAACACAUAACUUUGACAAACUAUCUCCCAAGAAACGUCAAGAUGGUAUCAAGGCCUUCUAUUUUAUUUUGAAACUUAUUGUAUUUCGGCUCUUCAUGGAUGAUCUAAUUUGUUUUAUUUUGAUUUUACGAAAACAGUGUACUCUAGUAAAAAAGACAAAAGUAUUUAUUUGUAGCGAAUUGAAGGUAAAAUUCGAAAAACUGCGCGUUUUGAAAAAAACAGUGGCGUACUAUUUUUAUUUGGAAAAGCAAUGCCACUAAUUCCCUGUAUCUCCGCCAAUUUUGAGUAAAGACUUUUAAAUGUGAACAAUUCUUGGGUAAAUUCUGAUAUUAGAUUUAAUUUCAGUUCCAGUUGACGGUUUUGAAGAUAUUAAAAAAAUUGGUUUUUAUUUUUCAACUUUUAAUGAAGCCCUCGAGGAAAUAAUACUACAUGGGAGACCCACCUUAAAAUGCGGUCCUGUGUAUGAUGUUUCAUUUUUGGUCACGACUUGUGAAUCACCCUGUAUAAAGUUAUUUUCUUCGAAACCAAUACCUUCUAGUUUUUUUAGUUGUACAUACAGUGGAAAUAUCAAAGUUACUGGAAGGCGAAGCUGAUUCAGAGGAAUAUUUAUUACGAAAGAUUUCGGUAAACGUAACGAUUUUUUAUUAUAGUUCGUAAGUUAGUGACAAAUGAAUAUAGUGAAGACUACACAGAGCCAAAUGGGGCCUAAGAUAUACACAUCUCAUCCAUCUUUACGUAAUUCCAUUAUCCAGCCUGAUUGGUACAGUUAUAAAUUUCAAGUUUAUGAAACAAUACGGAUUAUUGUGUAUUCUUUGAUAUGUUUUGUCUCAAUGGGGCACAUAUCACACAUUCAUUUAAAACAUUAUUCGAUUCAGUAUGUUAACAGGACCCUCAUGUGCUGUAAAGCUCAAAAUGACUGAAUAUUAUUUUCAUGUUUCAAAAACUAUUUCACGAGUAUCCAUCACGCUUUGACGUCUACUGAGAUAAUCAGCAAGUGACAUUUUUCUGUUAGUCUGCAACGUUGGCAAUAAUGAAUCUACUAAAACCUGUUUAUAGGGUUUUGUUUUUUGUAUGCAAAUAAACUUUUCUAAAUAAAAGAGCUGUGCUAGUAUAAACUGCAUCUGUGGCGUACAAAAAAUCAAAACAAAAUUCGGCUCUUUCCACCUGUCGUUGACGAGGUCCGACAGCAUUAUGUCCAGUGCCGACAUGGGGAAUUUUUGAGAUAUAACUAGAUAAUCAGCUGUCGUUGUACCGUGAUGGAUACUCGUGAAAUAGAGUAUAUGCAAUGAAGACCAGAAAUACUAAACUAUUUGUAUCUGAAUAUAUCAGAAGAUAUUUCAGGGACAAUCAGAUUAGUCUGAAAAGAAUACGUUUUUCUAGCACUAUGAUUAUCAGAUUAUUUAUAAUCAGGUAUUGAGAUAUCACAUUCUCAAAAAUUUCUUUUAGAAUAAAUAACAUAUAUACAGGGUGUUGCACAUUUUUUAUCACAUAAAGAGGAUGUGAUAUCUGAUCGCACUGAUUGAUAUCUUGCUAUUUACACACAUAUUUAAAAGCAAGAAAGUAUCCUUCUUAACCUCUACGAAAGUAAUAAUCCAUCAAUGAGAUUUGACAAAAUCACGAAACUGUUAUGUUGAAGCUGUCUGCAGGCCUUUCUGUUUUAAAUGGAAAUGCCUAAUAGAUGCUUUCAAGACACCAGGUAUAAAUAUUUUUCUCUGGCAAGAAAUCAAGAAAAUUGGAUAAAAAUAGGCCAAGAAGUUCAUAAAAUUGCUAUUACGAUUUUCAAUUUGCUGGUUGCAAUUUCAAAGAAAUUUAUCGUACAUUUAUACAUUAAGCAAACUUAAUAACUGUAUUGGUUUGUCUUACACACAUUCCGAUUUUUUGUCUAAGCAUAACUGUACCAACCAAAAAUUUUGUUACAAAAUGAAAUAAUGUAUAAUAUUUAGCAGUGAGCGCUAGUAUUACACGUUAGACUCAAUGGAUAACCUUGUUACUAUUUUUGUGCUUUAUUUCGAAAAUUGAUUGUACAGUACCUUUUUAAAAGCCAUCGGUAGGUGAGAGUGGUAAGCAACUAGUUUUUUUGUAGAAACUGAAAACUAUGUGAUCAUAUGUUAACUUGUACAUUUAUUUUUAGGUGUAUCGAAGUUUUUACAAAAUAUUCGUCGUACAGAUGAUUGGUUUCUGUUUCGUAGAUUUGGAAAUGGAUGUGGAUUAGUUUGAGUGGUAUAUUAAAUUACUUUUAAUUUUUUGAAGUCCUUUUGAAUUGGUUAUAAUGGUAACCUAGGUACUUCUGUGAUCGCAAGAACUCCUAAUUUUAGUUAAAUAUGUUGUUGCCUUAUUUAAUAUUCAUGACUAGAGUGGCCUAAAUAAUGUUAUUGGUGCAGUAUGUUUUAGGAUACUGAAACAAUAAGAUUAUAAUAUGACAAAUAUCAUAGAUUCAAUAACAAUUAUCAGUAGCAUUGUAGAAUAAUAUUGUUCGAAUGAAUGUCGAUCUAUUAUCCACUUAAGUUCAAAGCUCAUAUUUCUUUACAAGGAUAAUUAUUAAUCUUAUAGCUGUAGAUGGGGCCUAUGAUGAAUGCUUUAUUAACAAUAAUUUAUAUUUCUAUUUGAUGUGAAUCCGCAGGAAAUUUUUCCAAAAGUCAUGCUUCCAUAUCUAUAAAACAGGAAACUUGCUUCCACUUUUGUCUCCACCAUGGCGAGAACAAUUCUAAAUGCUCAUUUAGGGAGAAGAAAAAAUCGCAUUAAGACACAUAUGAACAUAGUCCAAGUCGCAUGUAGUAUGCAAGUGUAUAUACAAGGGUGUAUGGUAUAAUAUAUAUGGUUACCUAAACAAAAAGAACGACAUUGUUACUGGAUAAUGUUUCCUUUCAGAGGUUUCUCGAUAGGAAUCUUCUAAUGCACUAUUUUCAAGUGUCUCUUAUUCCUUGUUAUCUUAGUAAAUGGUAAAUACUCGAUAAAUAGAUAUACAGGGUGAUUCAGAAAACAGUGGCAAUAUUUCUCGGCCAUAAAUUAAUUGGAAAAAUAACACGAAAAGUGCAUAUAAACAUGAAUCCUGAAAUACCCCCUUAACGGAAUACAGGGUAUCGAAGAUAUUCCGAUAUUGCCUUAACAUUUAAUAGUAUAGGAGCAAAACCCAUACAUAAAAAAUUAUCGGGUUUGCCACUACAACAAAGACAGAAUUAAAGGUUCACUGCGGCAGUUCGCAUGUUUGAAUAAAGUAUUCAAUUUUACAUGAAUCACCUCUACUGAGAAUAUUUGUAGGACUACUUUUUUUUGAGAGAAACUGGUUUGAAUAUUUGAAGUCAAAUCUUUUAUAAAAUAUAUUAACACUAUGUGAACAAUAUUUAUGUUUUGCCCUUAUCCACUCUCAUCAGUAACUCCACAACAUCCUGUAAACCUGCCAUGGGACGUUUUAGAGCGUAUAUGAGCUUUUUUGUUACUUUUAGAUAUUCCGGGAAUAUUGCCAUUCUGUCUUCGCGAUGGCACAAUUUGAACCACUGCAAAUGUUGGCAUAAUCGCAUCUUACACAAUAAAUGCAUACUGAAACCCGAAACUACACGUAUGAUUAAAUAGAAUGAAUGACAGUACGGAAGUAACUGCGAACUGAACGUUGGAUCGUCUACUAACCUUGAAUAAAAUCAUUUCUCGACCUUCUCUCUACAAGAGUUAGGUACUCCCAGAAGACCUCUUCUUGGCUAACUUGUAAAUUUCAUGCUUUUUGUUUUUUAACCAAACAGUUUUAGAAAAGGGAUUAUUCACAAUAUGUUGUCAUUUACCGAAGAUCAACUGAAAGGAUGCAUUAUCUUCGUGACUCAGUCCUUGAAAAACCAAACGUAUUUGUUGCUACAUUAAAAAUUUAGAGGUUUGUUCGAAUUUUGUUUAUUUCGUUUUCUUCCUUAAGCCGGUUCCAUAUGGUAAAGUUGGACUAGACGUACUGCAGUAAAAGGAGGCAUAAAUUGUGGAACUCAAGUCAGCCAAGUCACAAAAAUUCAUCCGCAUGAGAAACUUUACUUUGUGGAAAACUGUUCUCAUUGCCAUAAGUUGAAAGUAAAUCGAAAAACAAAAUAUACGGGAUGCGGCAUAAAAUUCGUUCUAUCAAUGUCAAUGGGCGUGUUCCAAAGACGACGUCACCAGCUACUUAAAGUAAAUGGGCAAUGAGGUUAAGCGUUGCAACGCAAUAAUUUACUAAAUGUACACAAUAUAAUGCUCCUCCGUGACUGUAUUAAUACCCCAGUUAUAUCUAGUUCAUCUUUUAUAGGACUAGCGUGACUCAGUUGACACUUGAUGUUUGAAUACUCGUCAGUUUUGUUCUCCAAGAUUCAGAAAUAAUUAAAUGUCAAUUAAAUCAUUAAUAAACUUUUGUGUUGGAUUAGUUAUCCCAGAAAAUAUAACAAGUUUGCAGUAUGCUCGUAAAGUUGAACACAUGUUUAUCCAGGUAUCACAUGCACCAAACCAUGCUUUACUCAUUAGAAGAAUUUAAAAUAUAAAAUAUUUUAAAUUGCUUCUUUCAUGAGCGUGUCACUAUGAAUACAUUCAUGUGAUUCCUUUUGAUAGGCAUUAUUUCAACUUUGGAGGUACACUGUUACUAUAUGUGGCACACAAUGUUUAGAUUGAACAGGAUAUCUGUACAAUAUACAUGUAUUUUUAGGGACAACUAAUUUAUGUUUCACACCAAAAAAAAUAUCUGUGUAGCUUAGAAAACUCGCUGUAUUAUGUUUGAUUCUUAAUAUUUGGAAGAUGAGUUUAUGUGCCAAGGUAUCUCAGAAGUAUUCAUUAACCAGAUAUUUAAAAGUAGCACAGCUCCACCUAACUGGCGGGUCAGAAAAUGCCUCUAGUGUAGUUCGAAUGAAUUUUAUUACGCCUCACAUCACGUCUUCUGAAUCUUCAAGAUAUGCAAACUUUUUGAGUGCAAAAAGUGUUUCGAACAAAAAUUGGAAAAGGACAUGAAAUCUAGCAUUUAUAGCAUUUUUUACCACCUUGUUAUUCUUGUCCCAAAGAAUAUUAAGCGCGUUAACAUUUAAAUGAUCGAAUAUAAUUCGACCAAUUCUUCGUCCAGAAACAUUGAGGGUGUCUGCUAUGUGAUUCGCCUAACUUUUAUCAUAUGUAACUUCUCUCACAAGUUCUACAUUUUUUUCGGUAGCGACUUCAGAUGAGCCCUCUGGACCUGGAUCAUCUUCUGGCGUUAAUAAGUCACGUUUACAACUGAAGCACCAUCUCUAGAUGAUCUGCACAGAUAGCUUAUCUUCACUUUUUCCAUUUCGUCGUUCUUUAGUUGAUGGACCACAAUGCAAAAUUGGCAUUGCAACCAAUAUUCAGUUAUAUUUAUCAAAAAUCCAAAUAUAUGUUAAUCUAGCUGGAUUAUAUUGAAAUUUGCCAUACGACAUAACUUAAUCGUCGAUGUAUUGGAAUGUGAAAGUAAACAGAAAAAGCAGACGGAGUGCAACCCAGAAGACAGAUAAAUAAAAUAUAUUGUCAAAAAAGGGACAAUUGUACUGAAGAAAGACUAUCGAUAUGAAAACCACAUGAUAAGUUUCAGAUGUUGCAUGACAGAACGUAUCGCGUGUCCUACAGCAUUUUGCCAAAACCACAGCAAAUACCGUAUCGCCAGCACGGUUGGAUAGUAAGAUUGUAAUAGUCAAGCGCGUUGGACAAAUGAGUGCCCUUAGCAAAAGAUAAAUAUGCUUUUUCUAGAGCAGUGUCACACUUUUAUUUGGAGCAAGCCAACAAAUACAGAUACAAAUCCUUACAUAGUACAAACAUUUGCGCACGAUAGCAACUACAGUUUCUGUCAGAAUACAGUUUCAGCAGUUAUAAUCUAUAUAUGAGGUAUGUAAAUUAAGUGAUGAGACUUUUUUUAUUACAAUUUUAUACAUAUCGUCACCCUCGAAAUAACUUCCUUCUUGACAAAAUACUCCGUAGGCCUGUUUAGCAGGAGUUUCCGUUGCACUCCAACCAAGUCUGACGCAAAACCGUUGCUUGGAAUUAAUGUCUGUUUCACAAAAAAGUCGCUACGGUCAACCAAAUGACUCUAGCGAGUUCAAACUUGUAAUGAAGGCGGAUCACAUGUUCCCCCAUCUCCACUCCACACCCGGCGCCUCCAGUGUUGUCAGAUCGAAUGCUACGUUGCCAUCACUUAGUGUAAAGACCUUGUACAUAAAUGUGAAUGUCUAUCCAGUCUGUCGACAUCACGCCUGGACCGCAAUACAGAGAAACGUAAGAAUUUGUACACUUAAUAAAGCCCAGGGAAGGUUAUCGUCGAAAAUGUACAGGUGUUCGAAAAGUAUGGAUAGAUAAAAAUAUUUCGAAAAAUACGUCCCCUAUAAAAAAAUGUUGUACAACAGUGUUGAAAGGUUCGAAAAGAUUUAUCUAAUGGUGAUCUUGAACGUGACCUUCAAGGCCCUUUGACGAUCAAGCCAGGUUUUUCAAAUGAAACCCCUAUGUUUGAUACCAAAAAUGUAAAGAGCGGGAAAUUUUACGUUAAAAUAUGUCUUUAGGCAUGACAUUCAUGAUUAUAUCAAGGUGUCCAGAAAAUAUGGAAAGGACAAAAUAUCUCGAAAAACACCUUUAUUGCCAAAGUAACUAAUGCAUUACUUUGAAUAUUGCUUACCAUUCUCCAAAACCAAUCUCCUUUACGCUAAUGCAAAACGAAUGAGCUAUAUUUCAGUUUUUAAUAUAAAAAAGCGCCAAAAGCCAUGUUGUGUUUAUGUCUUAUUGGCGAUGCAUCCUGUGACGACCCUAAAAAUGAAGUACCAUUGGCAAGUAGCUUUUAUUCAUCUGGUUAGUGAAGCAAGAGAAAGGAAUAUCGUCAAAAUCAGAUAAUACUCAAGGCACUCUUGAUGGGGUUUUGUUGGUCUUAAGCACGGUUCAGGCGUUAUGAAAUUGCUCAUUGUUAAAUUUAUGUUCUAUAAACCCCACCCACCUCAUGAUCUCGACAUAUACAUAUGUUGUUCACGUUUUAUGUUAUCAUAGUAUAUAUCGAUAUAUUAGUUGAAAUGUUGAUAAAAAAAUAUAGAGACGAAGAGGCAGUGGUGGGGUCAACACACAUGGUAUGCAUUUAUUGUAGGAAGAUUUUUAAAAACGUAACGCAAAUCGUUCACUUGCAAAAGUUUUUCUAAGAAAAAGUCAGAUGGUGUAAAUAUAG